Messenger RNA from Venturia canescens, 585 nucleotides. RefSeq lists its product as uncharacterized. The record is from RefSeq and is a predicted model, not a curated record. The coding region runs from base 89 to 526 and encodes 145 amino acids. NCBI's taxonomy places the organism in Eukaryota, Metazoa, Arthropoda, Insecta, Hymenoptera, Ichneumonidae. The transcript has 4 exons.
UAGGCUUUUAACCAGGUAUAGAGAUCAGAUAAGCGUCAGUUCGUUUUUAACUCUCUUCAACAUAGGUAAUUGUUGUACAUCUUCUGAAAUGCCUGCGUACAGAUGGACAUCGCGUACCGUGGGCCAGUCGCUUCCGCCUGGCGCUGUCGUCGGAGGUCGUGACUGCGAUGGCAGCACGAUUUACGUUGGGCGUGCCUAUCACAAUGGUGAUAUGUUACCUGCUAAAGUAAUCCCCGAGAGAAAUGCAGUUUACGUAUGUCACGGCGGAGAGGAACACUCCAAACACGAAUACGAGGUUCUGUGCCAAGGUGAAUUCGCGUGGGAAUUUGCGACCAACGGUUCAAUCCCGAGCGACGCUGUAGUAGCAGGACAAACGUCGGAGGGUGAGCCUCUGUACGUCGGUCGCGUUCUCCACAAUGGGGCUCAAACCGUCGGAAAGGUUCAACCGAGUCACGGAUGCCUCUACAUUCCAUUCGACGGUGAAGAAUUAUCCUUCCGGGAGUACGAAGUUCUCGUCAAUCAUUAGUUUUUAUCCUACCGAAUUAUUAUGAGUAAUAAACACAAAGUUUUCUUUUUUUCCAACAA